Messenger RNA from Lymnaea stagnalis (great pond snail), 3104 nucleotides. Lineage: Eukaryota; Metazoa; Mollusca; Gastropoda; Lymnaeidae. The record is from the annotation of a GenBank genome assembly.
AUGGCGACUAACGCGACGGAUGAUGAUAUCGCCAUAGUCGACUCCACAUACAACAUCAAACUCAAAGACGCCAUCUCAGAGAAGUUCACUCGUGACGUGACACAUCCAAAUAUAUUGAUGCGAAUACUGCAAAAAUACAACAGUGAUGUCCUCAUAGACGUAGAUAUUGUAAGUCGUUAAUUAAUCUUAAUUGAUAAUUCAAUUAGCACGAGUCAUGAAUGACGUAAUUUGUGUAAAUCAGAAUGAGUAACUUUUAUAAAAAUAAAUCCUAAGAAAUAUUUUUGUAACACGAAGAGUUCAAGAGUAUUCACAAAAUACUAUAAAAUCAAUUACUGCGAUGGAACUGUGUUCGAAAUGGAAUUAGUUUUAUUGAAGGUAGUGUUCAUUAUUUAAUAAAUAUUUUUAAAAGAACUUUCGAGGGAAAAUUGGUGAAAUCUUUAAACAUUAAUAUAUUUUGGAGUGAGCUUUUUUUUCGAACAAAUUUUCAUAAUUUCUAACUAAUAUUGAAAGAAAAUUUGAAACACAAGUCCUUUGUAGAAAUAUGUGAGGUACAUAUAGGCUAGGAAAAAUUGAUUUUACAAAAAUUGGUACAAAUUUCCCGUAACCAUGUUUAAGAGGUUGGGCUUCAAACCUUGUCCAAACAGUCUCUGGUUCAUCUCAAUACUUUUAUAUCCUGUAUCACAUUAUUCUUAAUUAACCACUCAAUAUUUUAAAUUAAAUAUCAAUGUAACUUAGAAGAUAAUCUCGUGAUUAUUAAAACUACAAGUGUCAAAAAGAAAAAAAAAUGACAUGACAGACCCGGACAUGAGAACUUUAUUGUUUGCAACCACAUGAAUUCGAAACUUUUAAUCCAUGAAUGUUAAAAUGCAGAUCAGUUUUUUUUGUUAACUUAUGUCAAAAAGAUGUAAUUUUAAUUUUUUUUUUUUUAAAUAUAUAUAAAUAUAGUUUGAUGUUGCAAACAGGACGGGAUUCAGAUCUUUCAUUGGUUUACAUCGCUAUGAACGCAUAUUCUAAUAAACAGAUGUCAAAUCAUUUAUUUUAUGAGGCAUUGCAAACAUUUAUAAAGAGAGAAAAAUCGUUGCUUCUGCAGAGAGAUUUGUAAUAGAAAAAGUUGGGUUUUUUUAAAGUUAAAACUUAAGUAGCCGUAGUACCCGAAAGAAAGUAUCUAGUUUAAAUCCUGUAAUUAUCCUUAUUAUAUUAAAGUGAAGUUGGGUGUUCUAGGUUGGAGAGAUGUCGGUGAUUAUGUAGGAUGUUCCGAAAGUUGUUUAAUAAAUGUGUUCCUGAGAUUUUGUAGGUUGGAACACAUAUCAGGUCUCGGGAAAUGUGUGGAUCAAAAUCCUGUUGGUCCAAAGAAAGUGUUUGGGAUGUGAAAAGGUAUAAAUGAAAUGGCGCGUGUUGCUUAGGGUCCGUCGGUGAGUCAGUGAGACAAUACUCACACAUCAUUAGUCAGAAGGAUGAAUGCACAAUGGUGUGACCUCACGUGGGAACGUACAGCACUCCUACUGAACGCACAUUUCAGACAUGUGUCUGCUCUUACAAAAGAUGUAUGGCCCUUGAUGUCGAUUUUUCCAGCCUGCCCUCAAACGUUCUUAUGGUCCAACUUGACGCCCCUCUGCUAAUGAUUAUAAUUUUGAAGUUUUUGCAUGUUUUUAUUUCCAUACGUUUCUAUCAAUAUAAGAAAACAAAACCCUAAAAACAAAGUUUUUCUUAUAAAUCCUUUAUAUGCUUUUUUGUUUGCAUUUAUGUAAUUGCACGCGAUUCAUCUAUUUUAAGAAGUUGUUAUGUAAUUGGUUAUACCUCUGGCAAAAAAAACCACGUUUAAUAUUGCUUUCAUUUUUUCCUUUAAAAUUACAUUUUACUUUUAAUGCAUAUCCAUAUAAAUCACAACUCCAAGCACAUAGCGUCAUCGACACAGUUAACCUCCACACCAAAACACCUUAGAACAAAUAAUUAUUAUUCCUACCCAUAUAAAAAAGAUAACACUGAUUAUUGGGGGUGGGGUGUGGCUGAAUUUUUUAAUAAAUGUUUAUUAUUGGCAACGAGUCUAUGAACCAAAUUUCUGCUCGAUAGGAUGACGUGACAUUGGUCUAUUAGCCUUCCAAGGAUGGGCCGCAAUUGAACACUAACAGAAUCGAAGUUAAUAUAAAAGAUUUAACAAAAGGAGUCGCCCACUUUAAUAUAACAAAAACCGAAAUUUUUGAGAUUGUGAUUAGCAGUUGGGAGAUUUAGUAGUUGACUUCAUGUUCAGGCUGCAAAUAUCUUUAAUAUAUAUUUGAAAUUAUUGCCUACAACUGGUAUAGACGUUAAUAGGCUGACUUAAGGUUUAAUAUACAACUUCCUGUCUAUAUUUCUGAUUUUUUUAACGUCCAUUCCGUCUCUUACAUCAAAAAGGACUACGUGAAAAUAAAACUUGAGAAAGAUGGACGAAUGACAGCGAAUGAAGCGUUGCUGGAUCGGCUUUAUCGCUACAAAAAUUGGUUCCAGUGUUUACUACAGGCAGUCAAGGAUGACAGCAUCAAACUGGGGUUUUUAGAGAAAGAAUUUCAAGCUUGUAAAGGUCAGUAGCGCUAAUUUUAAAAAAUGCUUUAAUUAGGCAUUCUAAGUGAACCAUAAAUGUCUUUUAACUAUUCCACUCAAGGAUGUGUGAAUCCAUCCAAACAGAACUAUAAAUUUACUUGCGUAUUAAACAUGAUUAUAAUAUUUAAACUUUUUGACAGUUGUUACAUUUGAAUGCAGUAAAAGAGUCACAAUGUGACAAACCCUCAAUUUCCAAUGUAUACAUUUUUAAAGUAUUCACCAUUUAUUAUAGUAUGGUUAUAGAAAAUAUUUUAUGAUAUUUUCAAAUCUUUUUAAUUUCUCUGCAGAUGACUUGGAUGAGCAAAUUUUGGCUCCAACAAAUGAGGUUAAGAUAUGAUUCUAUUCAGUUUUUAUUUGAUUUAAAAACAACAACAACACAAAAAAAAAGGUAAUUAAUAACACUUGACAUGGAAAUGUUUGUACAUAUCCCUUAUUGUCAAAUGAAAUUUAAAAAAAAAAAUUAAAAUCGUGACUUUUCUCACAUUUGUUUAUGCUUCAGGAAAUAGAAAGUAGCACUAUGCACCCUG